AUGACAAUCUCUUCAAACCACACCAACCUUAGAGAUAUUUGGUAUACCAUGACUGGGAUCCCAGGACUGGAAUAUGCACACAUAUGGAUCUCCAUUCCCAUCUGUUUCAUGUACAUAGUUUCUGUUUUAGGCAACACCUUCUUAUUAUUCCUGAUCUUCACUGAACGCAGUCUUCAUGAACCCAUGUACCUUUUCUUGUCCAUGUUAGCCCUGGCAGAUAUCUUUCUCUCCACAGUCACCACACCAAAGAUGCUAGCAAUCUUCUGGUUCCAAGAUGGGGGUAUUUCUUUUGGUUGCUGUGUGUCCCAAAUGUUUUUUCUCCACUUCAUCUUUGUGGCAGAGUCUGCCAUAUUGCUGGCCAUGGCAUUUGACCGCUAUGUAGCCAUCUGCCAUCCACUAAGAUAUACUACAAUUCUAACCCCCUCAGUCAUUGGAAAAAUGGGCAUUGCAUCUGUAAUCAGGAGUUUCUUCAUCUGCUUCCCCUUGGUUUUUCUGGUUUAUCGGCUUGCUUACUGUGGGAGGAAUAUUAUUCAUCACUCAUAUUGUGAACAUAUGGGCAUUGCCAAGCUAGCCUGUGAUAGCAUCAAAAUCAACAUCUACUAUGGGGUGAUUGUGGCCCUAUUUUCUACAUGCCUGGAUGUAGUGUUUAUCAUCGUCUCCUAUGCCCUUAUACUCUGUACUGUUUUUAGAAUUCUUUCCCAAGAUGCCCGACUCAAGACUCUGGGUACUUGUGGCUCCCAUGUCUGUGUUAUCCUGCUGUUCUAUACUCCAGCCUUUUUUUCAUUCUUUGCUCACCGAUUUGGGGGCCACCAUAUACCACUCCAUGUACAUAUCCUCCUUGCCAAUCUUUAUGUGGUGGUACCACCCACUCUCAAUCCCAUCAUUUAUGGAGUUAAGACCAAGAAAGUUCAGGAGAAGUUUGUCCAUGUCUUUUCUGUGAGCAAUAAAUUCUGCUGA
Messenger RNA from Lynx canadensis (Canada lynx), 957 nucleotides. Its product is annotated as olfactory receptor 52Z1-like. Bases 1 to 957 code for a protein of 318 amino acids. Lineage: Eukaryota; Metazoa; Chordata; Mammalia; Carnivora; Felidae. The record is from RefSeq and is a predicted model, not a curated record. The transcript has a single exon. Gene Ontology annotation, molecular function: G protein-coupled receptor activity; olfactory receptor activity. Gene Ontology annotation, biological process: G protein-coupled receptor signaling pathway. Gene Ontology annotation, cellular component: membrane.